Molecule: messenger RNA, 1812 nt
Organism: Lagopus leucura (white-tailed ptarmigan)
Lineage: Eukaryota; Metazoa; Chordata; Aves; Galliformes; Phasianidae
Gene: FGL2
Product: fibrinogen like 2
Exons: 2
Coding region: 99-1418 (439 amino acids)
Source: RefSeq, a predicted model, not a curated record
ACAGUGCAGGCAGUCUGAUAACUCACAGGCUUCAAGCUGCCCUUAUAAAGUUGUUCCACUUUUGCAUACUUCCUCAUACUGCGAGUUUCUCUGCAAAGAUGAAGCAGCUUGUUUACUUAGUCUUGCUUAAGACAGCUCUCCUGGCUUUAACAAAUGUGUUUGCAGUUAUUUUAGAAGAAGAAAAGGAUGCUAAGGAAGAAAAAACUACCAGUACUUGCCCUAUAAAGCUCAAAACUAAUGGGAAUUGUGAUGAAGGAGAGGACUGUCCGUAUCAGCUAAAUCUGCCGCCAAUGACCAUCCAGCUACCCAAACAAUUCAGACUGAUUGAGAAGACUCUCAAGGAAGUACAGACCCUUAAAGAAGCAGUAAACAAGCUGAAGAAGUGCUGCCAAGACUGCAAGCUGCAGGCAGAUGACAACCAAGAAAGAGACAGAAGUAAUGAAUUCCUUCCACCUAAUGCAGAAACUCCAGCAGAAAUCCAAGAUAACAGAGUAAAGGAACUGCAAAGCAAAGUGAACAGAAUGGCAACCAGUCUAAAAAAUGCAAAGAACCAGAUUCAGACACUGCAAGGCCGUUUAGAGAAGAUGAGCCUUGUGAAUAUGAACAAUGUAGAACAUUAUGUAGACAGCAAAGUUGCUAAUUUGACGUUUGUUGUGAACAGUCUUGAUAACAAGUGCUCUUCUCAAUGUCCAGCAAUGCAGCCAAGCCCUGUUAUACAAGUAAUGCAGAGAGACUGUGCAGAUCAUUAUGCAGCAGGCAAAAGGAGCAGUGGUAUCUACCCUAUUACCCCUGACCCCAGAAACAGCACCUUCCAAGUCUACUGUGACAUGGAAACACAGGGAGGUGGCUGGACAGUGCUGCAGCGGCGUCAGGAUGGUAGCACUAAUUUCAACAGAACGUGGAAUGACUACAAACAUGGCUUUGGAAACCUCAGCAGGGAGUUUUGGCUGGGGAAUGACAAAAUUCACCUCCUGACAAAAAGCCAGGAAAUGCAGCUGAGAAUUGACCUUGAAGAUUUCAAUGGUAUCAAGGAGUAUGCCAAAUACCAACAUUUCUACGUGGCCAACGAGUACCUGAAGUAUCGUCUCAGCGUUCACGGCUAUAGCGGCACAGCAGGAGAUGCUCUCCACUACAGCAGGCAUUACAACCAUGACCAGAAGUUCUUCACAACUCCUGACAAGGACAACGACAGGUAUGCAUCAGGGAACUGUGGUGCAUUCUACAGCUCUGGCUGGUGGUUCGAUGCAUGCUUGUCAGCCAACCUCAAUGGCAAGUACUACCACAAGAAAUACAAAGGUGUUCGCAAUGGAAUUUUCUGGGGCACGUGGCAUGGUAUUUCUGAUGAUACUCCCAGUGGAUACAAGCAGUCCUUAAAAUCAGUAAAAAUAAUGAUCAGACCCAAAAGUUUUGCACCAUAAUUUUAAACCUUUUCUUAACAAAUUUGCAUUGGAUUGCACUCAAGAUCAUACUUAUUCAGUAUUAUAUUCAGAAUUCAAAUAUUCAGUUAUAUUUGUCAUAACAUAGUUCUAAACAAAGUAACAUAUUUCCACAUGCAUUUCUAGAGAUGGUGUUUCCCGUUUAACAUAUGGAAGACAACAAUUGUUGCUAAAACUUAGCAUAGGUUAAGUUGUGGUAUUGUAACCUAAAUAUUCUAAACAUUGCUUUUGGUGUCUUUACUGUAUGUGAUACAUCUUCUACAAAUUGUGUCUGAAUGAACACCUGCAUUUUUACCUGGAUAUAACUCAGAGGUAUUCUGAUAACACCCUAAUUUGUUAAACGCUUAGUAUGAAACAUUAUAACUUGCAUACUGCC